This is a messenger RNA of Schizophyllum commune H4-8, 1301 nucleotides long. RefSeq lists its product as uncharacterized. The record is from RefSeq and is a predicted model, not a curated record. The coding region runs from base 165 to 1181 and encodes 338 amino acids. NCBI's taxonomy places the organism in Eukaryota, Fungi, Basidiomycota, Agaricomycetes, Agaricales, Schizophyllaceae. The transcript has 13 exons.
CCGCGGCUUCCCAUAUCGCGGCGCGACCAUUUGCAUGAUGCCUGACGAGAGUGUGAUGCCUGACGGAAGGGGUAUGUCUGAUUCCGACGAUGAAGCGCUUAUAAGCGAGCCCUCCACGGUGCUGUGAUGCCCUUUCCCUUCCGCUCUUUUCAACUUGUAGUGCGAUGGCUGAAGGCGCGCCGAGUACACCGGUGACUCCCGCUGUCACGGCACAAACUUUUGAACCUUUCAAUGGGCCAUUCCUUGUCGCGGUCGACCUUGCCUGGCUUCUGUAUGGUUGUUACCUUGCCCAGCUUAGCUCGUACUACACCAACUACUCGGAGAAGGACCACUGGCUAAAGUACCUAGUCUUUGCCGUCACGAUAACGGGUGGCCUUCAUGUUGGACUUGGCACGGGCGCGCAGUACGGCGUUCUCGUGGAAGGCUGGGGCUUGCCAGAAGUCUGGCAGUCCACACCAUGGGAGGCGUCAAUGCUGCCUUUUACGACCGGUCUCAACGCCUUCCUUGUGCAGUUGUUCUUCGCGGGCCGCAUCGCGCUCAUCGAACGCAGCAUCGUCGGAAGGGGUCUCGCUGUCUUUGUGGGCCUUGUCGCCAUUCUUGCUUUCGGAGGCGCGCUGGCCCUUUUGAUUGUGUUCUUGCGCGCGGGGUCGAACGCGCUGAAGAUCACAAAUUUGCUGCUCGUCACAAGGCUAUGGACGAUAUCGAGUGUCGUCUGCGACGUUCUUAUCGCAGGCAUCAUGAUCUCGCUGCUUGCGCUGAGCCACAGGCACUCGCAUUUCCGGUCGACGAAGCAGCUCAUCCGCCGCCUCAUCGUGCAGUCUAUCGAAACCGGCACGGUGACGGCGAUAGUUAUGUGCUUGAUGCUCAUCUGCUACGAGACGAUGAACGCGGAGAACUCAACUUACCUCAUCUGGGAAUACUCCAUAGCGCCUCUCUACGGCAACGUCAUGCUCUUCGUGCUCAACGCGAGAUCGCGUCUACGGCCUGGCGAGGUCUUUACCACCUCGAACGACUUUACCCUUCAUUCAGCCGUUAACUUCGCCUCCACGACAAGCGGCACGAGCAGCGGAGACGAUCGUCACGCCGUCAAGGUUCGGAAGGAUAUUGCCAUUCGCUUCGACGAGACGGAGUCAGCCACGAAGGACGAUGCCGUCAGGCAGUCGUUGUCGACCGGGCGCUGAGCGCUCGACCGUGUUGUACAGCUUACGCAACUGGUUUAUAGCUCAUGUUUGUACUUACGCCUGAUGAAAAGGUCGCACGACCAGCUUCAUUUGGCGAUUUACUCGCCUGAGUAGAGGUGA